AUGGCUGGCAGAGGUCAGCGCGGGCCCGCCAAAACCCUCCUGCAGCCCAUUCACUUUAUCUUUAAGCUCCUACAGCAGAGGUCUACGGUUGUCAUAUGGCUGUAUGAGCAGCUUGCCGUGCGGAUAGAGGGGAAGAUACGCGGUUUCGAUGAGUUCAUGAACCUCGUGAUCGACGAUGCAGUCGAGGUCACAUUGGCGACGAAAGACCAAGCGGAGAAAAGGAGACAACUGGGCCAAAUUCUGCUCAAGGGCGACAACGUUUCUUUGAUACAAGCUUUACAAUGA
Messenger RNA from Ophidiomyces ophidiicola, 285 nucleotides. RefSeq lists its product as uncharacterized. Gene Ontology annotation, biological process: spliceosomal snRNP assembly; mRNA splicing, via spliceosome. Lineage: Eukaryota; Fungi; Ascomycota; Eurotiomycetes; Onygenales; Onygenaceae. The transcript is spliced from 3 exons. The record is from RefSeq and is a predicted model, not a curated record. The coding region runs from base 1 to 285 and encodes 94 amino acids. Gene Ontology annotation, molecular function: RNA binding. Gene Ontology annotation, cellular component: U4 snRNP; U2 snRNP; U1 snRNP.